Hipposideros armiger (great roundleaf bat) is the source of this 3306-nucleotide messenger RNA. It is a transcript of the gene GNS, whose product is annotated as glucosamine (N-acetyl)-6-sulfatase. The coding region runs from base 151 to 1809 and encodes 552 amino acids. The transcript has 14 exons. Lineage: Eukaryota; Metazoa; Chordata; Mammalia; Chiroptera; Hipposideridae. Gene Ontology annotation, molecular function: glycosaminoglycan binding; N-acetylglucosamine-6-sulfatase activity. The record is from RefSeq and is a predicted model, not a curated record. Gene Ontology annotation, biological process: glycosaminoglycan metabolic process.
UGAUCGCGCCUGGGGAGAAAAACGCCUGACCCGCAACCCCCGGCCUUCACGGUACAGCCAUUUCUUCCUGCGGCUCAGCGGCUACUCGCCCUUCAGCCUCUUGCGCGUCCCUCCGCACAGUACCGGGGUCCCCCCGGAGCCCUGUCCACUAUGCGUCUCCUGCUUAUGGUCCCUGGUGGGCCCCGGCGGCGCGCCCCCCGCCACCUGCCCUCCUGCAGCCCAGCGCUGCUGCUGCUGCUUCUCCUAGGCUGCUGCCUGGGGGUCCUCCCGGUGGCAGCGAGCUCUCAGAGGCCCAAUGUGGUGCUGCUCCUCACCGACGACCAGGACGAAGUGCUCGGCGGCAUGACACCACUAAAGAAAACCAAGGCUCUCAUUGGAGACAUGGGGAUGACUUUCGCCAGUGCUUAUGUGCCAAGCGCUCUUUGCUGCCCAAGCCGAGCCAGUAUCCUGACAGGGAAGUACCCACAUAAUCAUCACGUUGUUAACAACACUUUAGAGGGGAACUGCAGUAGUAAGUCUUGGCAGAAGACCCAAGAACCUUAUACUUUCCCAGCAAUCCUCAGAUCAAUGUGUGGUUAUCAAACCUUUUUUGCAGGGAAAUACUUAAAUGAGUAUGGAGCUCCGGAUGCAGGAGGACUAAAGCACAUUCCUGUGGGAUGGAGUUACUGGUAUGCCUUGGAAAAGAAUUCUAAAUACUAUAAUUAUACCCUGUCUAUCAAUGGGGAGACACGGAAACAUGGUGAAAACUACAGCGUGGACUACCUGACUGAUGUUUUGGCUAAUGUCUCCUUGGAUUUCCUGGAUUACAAGUCCAACUCGCAACCGUUCUUCAUGAUGAUCUCCACUCCAGCGCCUCAUUCACCUUGGACUGCCGCACCUCAGUACCAGAAGACCUUCCAGAACGUCUUUGCACCAAGGAACAAGAACUUCAACAUCCAUGGAACGAACAAGCACUGGUUAAUUAGGCAAGCCAAGACCCCAAUGACUAAUUCUUCAAUACAGUUUUUAGAUAAUGCAUUUAGGAAAAGGUGGCAAACUCUACUCUCAGUUGAUGACCUUGUGGAGAAACUGGUCAAGAGAUUGGAGUUCAAUGGGGAGCUCAACAACACUUACAUCUUUUAUACCUCAGACAAUGGCUAUCACACAGGACAGUUUUCUUUGCCAAUAGACAAAAGGCAGCUGUAUGAGUUUGAUAUCAAAGUUCCACUGUUGGUUCGAGGACCUGGGAUCAAACCAAAUCAGAUAAGCAAGAUGCUCGUUGCCAACAUUGAUUUGGGUCCUACGAUUCUGGACAUCGCUGGCUACAACCUGAAUAAGACGCAGAUGGAUGGGAUGUCUUUACUGCCCAUUUUGAAAGGUGCCAGUAAUGUGACUUGGCGAUCAGAUAUCCUGGUGGAAUAUCAAGGAGAAGGUUGUAACACGCCGGACCCAACAUGUCCUUCCCUGAGUCCUGGAGUAUCUCAAUGUUUCCCAGACUGUGUGUGUGAAGAUGCUUAUAACAACACCUAUGCCUGUGUGAGGACCAUGUCAGCGCUGUGGGAUUUACAGUACUGCGAGUUUGACGACCAGGAGGUGUUUGUCGAAGUCUACAAUCUGACUGCAGACCCAUACCAAAUCACAAACAUUGCUAAAAGUAUAGACCCAGAGCUUUUAGGAAAGAUGAACUAUCGGCUGAUGAUGCUACAGUCCUGUUCGGGACCGACCUGCCGCACUCCAGGAGUUUUUGACCCUGAAUACAGGUUUAACCCUCGUCUCAUGUUCAACAAUCACGGCAGUGUCCGGACUAGAAGGUUUUCAAAACAUCUGUAGCGACCUCUGCCGUUGGACCCCUGCACGCCUCUUUCUGAUGAAGUGAUUAUAUUAAGUGUCUGUAGCUAGUCUUCAAGAUCACACCUGGAAGAGGAGUUUCUGGACUGGCUUUAAGUCCUGAUUUUAAAAACAACCAAUCGGCUGACUUCCUUGUGCAAUGUGUUAAACUGUGAACUCUGCCCAUAUGUCCGGAGUGGCUGUCCCUGGUCCCUUCACUCGUCUGGUAAGGAAUGCCCCUGAGGUCUUUGUUCUCACUGUGCCCUUUGUCAUGGGACCACAGUUCCUGAGUAUUCCCCAUGUGGUCAAAUCAAAAUCUGUAAAUCUAUUCAGAUAAAUAGCAAUACUCUAGGGGGGGAAAGGUUUUUGGUAUACAGCUUUGGUAUAAAAAUCAAAGGAUCUGCAUAGCAUUUCAGAUUGAGCACUUCACCAUCAAAACAUACUAACAUCACCUGGCUUGAAGAAUAACCAUUAGAGCUGUAUCAUCUGAUUAAGAACAAGUACCAUGGUUUUUAAGAUUAGUAGAAAUGCAUUGUUUAUAACAUCCAUCACAAUGUGAUAAGCUCGCAAAUUCAAAACGAGGAAAUGUCUCUGCUCUGUACUUUUCCCUCUGAGCUCUGAAAAAUAAAGUGGCCUAGCAUAGGUAUCUCAGCAGAGAAAAAGAAGGGCCAAAGGUUGGUGAAGGCUGUGUUUUCUGAGGGCCUUCUGAGCUAGGGCUCUCGGCUUGGCAGGUUGAAGGCUGUAAUGGGAUGGUAAGUGCCUGUCCGGCAGGGAGUCUAGGUUUCAGUCCCCCGGGUGAAGUGGUUUUGACUCUGCAUUUUGCUGACAUUCUGUUCACUUGUUAAGAUAGAGUUGAUGCAGUGUACCGUACCUCCUUGCCUUUCAGAUAAGUUCUUCCUGAGUUUUUGGAGUCUCGUGUAAUUUGGGCCCCAUUCACUGUUCCCCUGUCAAAACCAGAUCUUGUUGAGGUUUCCUCACAGUUUGAAACACCUACAUUUUUAUGUUUCUUGGCUCAAAGACCAAUCCUGUUUCCACCAUUUUCUUCACAAAAAGGCUCAUCGGAGGUAGAACAGCAGGGGAGGGGGAAGAGCUGUGGUUUGUAACCCGUUCACCUCAGGCACCAGUGACGUUAGCCUUAUUUAAGGUCUUAGGCUGAGCUUUAAGCACCUUGUAUGACAUGGCCAUAAAGAACUUUUCUUUCUGAAUGCCAUGGAGCUGUGGUGGGUUCCUAGCCAUUGGGUUUAUUCCUUUACCUCAUGCAGUCCCAUUAACUGUGGUGGUUAUUUAGAGGUGAAAUAGGCAAAUGAAGUGAACACCUCUGCUGUGAAUGUUUUAGGGACAGAAUUCUUAACAUUUUGUAACUAAAAGCAAAAUGCAAUGUUGAAUAUGGGUAUCAGCUUUAUUCUACACUUUGAUUCUUAACAUUAAUCAGUCAACUUCCACAUUACUAUAAGUUGAUCAUAGUUAUUCCCGAAUAAAAAGAAACCAACUCUUACCAGG